Molecule: messenger RNA, 990 nt
Organism: Adineta ricciae
Lineage: Eukaryota; Metazoa; Rotifera; Eurotatoria; Adinetida; Adinetidae
Source: the annotation of a GenBank genome assembly
AUGAGUACGGCGAAUACAACAGCAACAACGCCUAUUGUUGUUAACACGUGGCCGUUUGUAAAUGCAACCCGAAAUGCGUUUAACAAAUUGAAAAUCCCAGGUGCGACAUGUCUCGAUGCAGUCGAAGUCGGUUGCCGAACAUGUGAAGAUGAACAGUGUGAUGGAAGCGUCGGGUGGGGAAAUCAUCCAGGAGAAGACGGAGAAACAACAUUGGAUGCAUUAAUUAUGGAUGGACGCACAAUGAGUGUUGGUGCUGUCGCCAAUUUGCAUCGUAUCAAAAAUGCUGUUGGUGUUGCUCGUGCAGUUUUAGAAUAUUCUACUCAUUCGUUUUUAGUCGGAGAAAGUGCGACGAAAUUUGCGAUUGACAUGGGCUUCAAAGAAGAAGAUCUUCAUAGUAACGCAUCGAUUGAUAUUUGGAACAAAUGGAAAAAUGCAAAUUGUCAACCUAACUUUCGACGUAAUGUUAAACCAGACUCGACAACAAGUUGCGGACCGUACAAACCUCAACCAUACGAUGAUGGAAACAAAUCACCAUCGCACCAUCAAUUACCAACUCGCGAACAUGAUACGAUUGGUAUGAUUGCUUUAGAUUCCGAGGCCAAUAUGGCAGCUGGCACCUCAACCAACGGUCUUCAGUAUAAAAUUCCUGGUCGUGUCGGUGACUCACCUAUCAUAGGAAGUGGUGCUUAUGUUGAUAAUGAAAUUGGCGGCGCGUGUGCGACAGGCGACGGUGACGUAAUGCAACGUUUUGUUCCUUCCUAUCAUGCUGUUCAACUGAUGCGCCAAGGAACAUCACCUGACGAAGCAUGUCUAGACGCUGUCAAACGUAUUGCCAAAUAUUAUCCCAGUUACACGGGUGCUGUCUUAGCAUUGCGCAAAGAUGGCAGAUACGGUGCAGCGUGCCACGGCAUGGACGCAUUUCCAUUUUCUGUGAUGCAACAAGGUUGGACUGAUCCGAAAAUCUUUCAAAUUCCUUGUUAUAAACCAUAA